GCGCUGUGCCGGCGCCGCGGGUGCUGCUGGAGCCCUCUCGGCGAUGCCGGUGCUCCCUGGUGCUUCUUUGGCGCUGCGCACGGGUACCGGAUGGAGAGCGGGCCCAGGGACACACCACAGGGCCUGGAGCUGUCCCUGCGCCGCCUCCGGGCGCCGUCGCUGUUCGGGGGCGAUUCCGACUCCGUCCUGCUGAGGGCGCAGUUCCAGAGCGGCGCCCGGCUCCGCCUCCAGUUCACCGACCCCAAAAAGAGGCGAUUUGAGGUCCCCCACGACCAUGUGGGGCCUUUUUCGGGUCCCGCCACCUCUGAUCCCAAAUACCGCCUGAAAUUCCGGGAAAAUCCCUUCGGAAUUGAGGUCAUCCGCACCAGCACCGGAAAAGUCGUCUUUGACACCUCCGUGGGCCCGCUGCUGUUCUCCGAUCAGUUCCUGCAGCUCUCGGCGCGCGUCCCCGGCGCCGGCCUGUACGGGCUGGGAGAGCACCUGCACCGGCGGCUGCGGCACCGCCCGGAGUGGAGAACAUGGCCGCUCUUCAGCCGCCACGCCGAGCCCGGCGCCAACGGGGAGAAUUUGGCUGGGGUCCAGCCAUUCCUGCUGUGUUUGGAGGGCGAUUCGGGAGCGUCCGUCGGUGUUUUCCUGAUGAACUCCAAUGCCAUGGAGGUGGCGCUGACGCCGGCUCCCACUGUCACUUUCCGGACAAUUGGUGGAAUCCUGGAUUUUUACCUCUUUUUGGGAGACACGCCGGAGCAGGUGGUGCAGGAGUACGUCCAGUUUAUCGGGCUGCCGGCGCUCCCACCCUAUUGGGCUCUGGGAUUCCAACUGAGCCACCGGAAUUAUGGAUCCCUGGAGGAGGUGAAGGCCGUGGUCAAGCGGAACCGGGCGAUUGGGCUGCCCUACGACGUGCAGUACACCGACAUUGACGCCAUGGAUGGGCGCAAGGGCUUCACCUAUGACAAAUCCAAAUUCCGCGACCUCCCUGACUUCCGGGGCUUCCUGGGCGCCGCCGAGCAGAAAUUCCUCAUUGUCCUGGACGCCGCUGUCUCCACGGAGCCGCUGGCAGAUGGGAGCCCCUACGGAACUUUCCAGAGGGGCCAGGAGCGUGGGGUGUGGGUUAACGAGUCCAACGGCGUCACGCCACUAAUUGGGGAGGCCCGGCCGGGCCGGGCGGUUUUCCCGGAUUUCUCCAACCCCGCCUGCGUUGAGUGGUGGGAGCAGGAAUUCCAAAGGUUCCAUGAGAUCGUCCCCUUUGAUGGCGUCUGGAUUGACGUGAACGAGGCCGCGAGCGCCAUGCCUGGCUCUGUGCGUGGCUGCACCAACAACGUCUGGAACUUCCCGCCCUACACGCCCCGCGUGGCAGAGCUGCCUCUCUUCGCGCGCUCUCUCUGCCCGGAUGCCGCCCACGCCUGGGGCCGCCACUAUGAUGUGCACAGCCUGUACGGGCACACCAUGGCAGGCGCCACGCACCGCGCUUUGCUCCGCCUCUCCUCAAGGCUCCGCCCCCUCCUGGUGUCCGGCUCCACAUUCGCGGGCUCCGGCCGCCUCGGGGGCCACUGGCUCGGGGACAACGCGGCCACGUGGGGCCACCUGCGCUGGGCCACGCCCGCCCUGCUCGAGUUCGGCCUCUUCGGCAUCCCCUACGUGGGCGCGGCGAUCUGUGGCUCACGGGGCGCUGCUCCAGAGGAGCUCUGCCGGCGCUGGAUGCAGCUUGGAGCCUUCUACCCCCUGGCCAGGAACCACAACCACGAGCCCGGCGCGCCGCAGGACCCGGCCGCAUUUGGUGCUGCCUCGGCGCUGGUGAACUCCUCCCGGCACUACCUGAGCAUCCGGUACCGCCUGCUGCCCUACCUGUACUCGCUGCUGCACCGCGCCCACACCCGCGGUGACACCGUGGCGCGGCCGCUGCUGCACGAGUUUUACGCUGAGGAGGCCACGUGGGACAUCAGCGAUCAGUUCCUGUGGGGCCCGGGGCUCCUCAUCACCCCUGUGCUUGAGCCCGGGGUGGAGGUGAUCUCGGCCUACAUUCCUGAUGCCGUCUGGUACGAGUUCGAGUCGGGCUCCCGGCUGUGGCUGCGGCGGCAGUGGACUCACCUAUACCUGCCUGGUGACCGGCUGGGACUGCACCUGCGCGGGGGCUGCAUCUUCCCGGUGCAGGAGCCGGCUACCACCACGGCUGCCAGCCGCAGGAACCCCCUGGGGCUCAUCGUGGCACUGGAUGAGAACCAGGAGGCCACGGGGGAGCUCUUCUGGGACGACGGCGAAUCCGCAGACACCGUGGCCACCAAAUCCUACAUUUUCUACAAUUUCCGGUUUUCCAACAACGUUCUGGAGCUGUCGGUGGCCCACAACAACUUCUCGGACCCGCAUGGGCUGGAGUUUGGAGAGCUGCGGGUGCUGGGGCUGCCGCCGGCGCCACUGGCCGUCACCGUCACCUCUGGCGGUGCUGCCGUCCCCUCCGCGCACAGCCUCGCCUACGACGCCGGCACACAGGUCGCCGUGGUCAGGGGGCUGCAGCUGCGCCUGGGCCAAUCCUACAGCCUGCGCUGGACGAUGGGGAUGCGUGACAUCGACCGCUUCGAUUGUCACCCAGGCGAGGGCGCGUCCCGUGAGCGCUGCGAGCACCUCGGCUGCAUCUGGAAUGAGACCACCUCGAGCGACCGCGUCCCCUACUGCCACUUCAACGGCUCCGACAAUGGAUACGCUGCCUCAGAGAUCCAGUACUCGGCCACUGGCGCCACGGCCGCUGUGAGCCUGGAGCGUCGCGGCCGCCCUGGCGACGCCGCCGCCAUCGCCGCACUGCACCUGGAGGUGACCUUCCACACUGACCGCCUGCUGCAGUUCAAGAUUUACGACCCCGCCUCUCACCGGUACGAGGUGCCGGUGCCGCUGUCGCUCCCGGCUGCCCCCCAGGCCUCAAUCCAGCGCCGCCUCUACGACGUCACCAUCCAGGACCGACCCUUUGGGCUCCAGGUGCGGCGCCGCAGCACCGGCACAAUCCUCUGGGACUCGCAGCUGCCGACGUUCGCCUUCAGCGAUCAGUUCCUGCAGAUCUCCACCCGCCUCCCAGCGCCCUUUGUCUACGGUUUUGGUGAAGCUGAGCAUGGUGCCUUCCGCCAUGACCUGGACUGGCACACCUGGGGGAUGUUCACCCGCGACCAGCCCCCCGGCAACAAGAUGAAUUCCUAUGGUUUCCACCCCUUCUACAUGGGCCUGGAAGAGGACGGCAAUGCCUACGGUGUCCUGCUACUCAACAGCAACGCCAUGGAUGUCACCUUCCAGCCGACACCGGCCCUUACAUACCGCACCAUCGGGGGUGUCCUGGAUUUCUACCUGGUCCUGGGGCCAACGCCCGAAGAAGUGGUGCAGGAAUACACGGAGCUGGUGGGACGCCCAGUGAUGCCACCCUACUGGGCCCUGGGCUUCCAGCUCUGCCGCUACGGCUACCAAAACGACACCGAAAUCGCACAGUUGGUGGAGGACAUGAGCCUUGCCCAGAUCCCUCUGGAUGUGCAGUACGCUGACAUCGACUACAUGGAGCGCCAGCUUGACUUCACGCUCAGCCCGCGCUUCCGUGGGCUUCCAGCGCUCGUGCGGCGCAUCCGGCGCCAGGGCCUGCGCUUCAUCCUCAUCCUGGACCCAGCCAUCUCUGCCAACGAGACGAAUUACCCGGCCUUUGACCGCGGCGUGCAACAGGACGUCUUCAUCAAGUGGCCUGACAGCGAUGACAUCAUCUAUGCCAAGGUGUGGCCAGAUCUGCCUGGCGUGGAGGUCAACGAUUCCCUGGACUGGGACACGCAAGUGGAGCUGUACCGUGCCUUCGCUGCCGUACCGGAUUUUUUCCGGAAUUCCACGCGGGAUUGGUGGGCGCGAGAAAUUGCCGAGGUCUACAAGAACCCCCGGAACGCCUCCCUCAGCAUCGAAUUCGACGGGCUCUGGAUCGACAUGAAUGAGCCCGCCAGCUUCGUCCAUGGCACCGUGGGCGGCUGCCGGGACCAGAACCUCAACUUCCCGCCCUACAUGCCCCAGUUGGGAUAUAGAUCCGAUGGUUUGAGUUUCAAGACGCUCUGCAUGGAGGGGCGGCAGGAGCUGCCAGACGGGACCCCUGUGCGCCACUACGAUGUCCACAACCUCUAUGGGUGGGCUCAGACCAAGCCCACCCUCGACAUCCUGCGGAACCUCACCGGCGAGCGCGGCAUCGUCGUCACCCGCUCUACCUUCCCCGGCAGUGGCCGCUGGGCCGGGCACUGGCUGGGCGACAACCGGGCAGACUGGGACCAGCUGGAAAAAUCCAUCAUUGGAAUGAUGGAAUUCAGCCUCUUCGGGAUCUCCUACAGCGGCGCUGACAUCUGUGGGUUUUUCGGUGAACCCUCAUACGAGCUCUGCGCCCGCUGGAUGGAGCUCGGCGCCUUCUACCCCUACUCCCGCAACCACAAUGGCAACAAGGCCAAGCGCCAGGACCCGGUGUCCUGGGACCCCUCAUUCGCCGCGCUCUCGCGGGCAGUUCUGGAGCUCCGGUACCGCCUCCUGCCCCACCUCUACUCGCUGAUGCUCCGUGCCCAUGCCCAUGGUGACACCGUCGUGAGGCCCCUCCUGCACGAGUUUGUAGAGGACAGAACCACCUGGAACAUCUCCCGGCAGUUCAUGUGGGGCGCGGCGCUGCUCAUCAGCCCCGUCCUGGAGCCGGGCAUGGCCGAGGUGCGCGCGUACCUGCCCGAUGCGCGCUGGUUCGACUUCCACACUGACGAGGAGGUUGGGUUCCGACGCCAAUUCCGGAACUUUCCGGCGCCCCUGGGCCACAUCAACCUCCACCUGCGGGGGGGUCACGUGAUCCCCCAGCAGCUCCCGGCCAACAACACUUGGUUCAGUCGUCUGAACCCUCUGCUCCUGACGGUGGCUCUGGACGAUGCCCAGGAGGCCACGGGGAGCCUCUACUGGGACGAUGGCAUUGGCAUCGACACCUUCGAGAGGGGCGAGUACCUGCUGAUGUCGUUCACCGUCCGCUCCAACAUUCUGGAUCUCCGCGUUCUCCACGGCGGCUACACGGACCCGAAUUCCCUGAAAUUCACCGAAAUCCGGGUGCUGGGCGUGGCUGGCAGCGCCAGCACGGUGAUGGUGACGCACCAGGGGCACCACGUGCCCUCUGCUCACGCCGUGGAGCACGACCCCCAAAAAAGGGUGCUGAAGAUCACGGGGCUGGCGCUGGAGCUGGGCCAGAACUACACCCUGGAAUGGGGCUAAAAACCCCCAAAUCGGUACCGCCAGUGCCAAAACCCAGAAUUUUCACCCCCUCCAUCAAGGAUUUCCGCUUUUUCUGCCUCUCUGAUUUAACGGAAGCCUUGAAUUUAAUUACAUUUUAAU
Prinia subflava (tawny-flanked prinia) is the source of this 5352-nucleotide messenger RNA. RefSeq names its product maltase-glucoamylase-like. Gene Ontology annotation, molecular function: alpha-1,4-glucosidase activity; carbohydrate binding. Gene Ontology annotation, biological process: carbohydrate metabolic process. Lineage: Eukaryota; Metazoa; Chordata; Aves; Passeriformes; Cisticolidae. The record is from RefSeq and is a predicted model, not a curated record.